GUGCUGGUAAUAGAUCCCAACAUGGAGGGUUUGACGAAUAUAGAGGACAUCCACGAAUUCAUUUUAAAGCAGGACCUCAACUAUUGCCGCAAUCCAACGUCGGCAGAGGAGCCAUGGUGCUUCGUUUCCACAGACUACUGGGAAUUCUGCGACAUCCCCUUCUGCCUCGACCGCAAAGAACCCGUGGAAUGCAGAUUGACUGAAGAAGGAUGGGAUUAUGCAGGGUUGAGGAACGUGGAUGCAGGUGGUCGGAACUGCCAACCCUGGUUGACGUCCGACGCCAAGCGAUUUCAACUCCUGAACUUCUUCGCAUUCCCGGACGAACUCAAGGACUAUAGCUACAACUACUGUCGCAAUCCUGACCCGAACAAUGACAGUCUCUGGUGUUUUACUGAGGAUGGAGAAGACGUUGGGAAAGGACGGGGUCAGUGCAAUGUCCCAUUCUGCUAUGAAGUGUAUGAGCGUUCCGCUCUUGAAGGUAAACCGGCGCAAGGAUACCCGGAAUGUUUGCAGACCAAGAUGGGGAAGGAAUACGUGGGUACGACGAGGAAGACGAUGACUGGGAGGCCCUGCCUCCGAUGGGACACUCAGCCCUAUGGAAAGCUUGAGGACUUCGACCCGAAAUUAUCCUACGAUGGUCAUUUCCGAUUUGGCAAUGCCGCAUCGCAUCAUGAUUUCUGCAGGAACCCGACAUUGAAGAAACAACCCUGGUGCUUCAUCGCCGAUCCAGGCAUGAAAUGGGAAUUCUGCGAUAUCCCGCUCUGCCCCAACUACCCCAACAAGACGGAAUGCAAAUGGACCCACAAGGGAGAGGAAUAUGCAGGGACUCUCAACGUGACGGUGUCCGGGCGUCCGUGUCUGCCUUGGAGCGACUCCAGGUUGUGGGAACAAUUUUGGCCGAGAUUCCCAGAAGACGUGAGGAGCGAGAAUCACAACUUCUGUCGAAAUCCAACUGGGAGAAAGGACCUGACUUACUGUUUUGUUGGUUUUGACGAGAACGAAAACACAUUCGAAGCCUGUGACAUUCCUUUCUGCCCCUUCCACUUCCUCACUAAAGAUGCCUCGUAA
Messenger RNA from Darwinula stevensoni, 1068 nucleotides. NCBI's taxonomy places the organism in Eukaryota, Metazoa, Arthropoda, Ostracoda, Podocopida, Darwinulidae. The record is from the annotation of a GenBank genome assembly.